Drosophila teissieri is the source of this 957-nucleotide messenger RNA. Its product is annotated as 101 kDa malaria antigen-like. NCBI's taxonomy places the organism in Eukaryota, Metazoa, Arthropoda, Insecta, Diptera, Drosophilidae. The transcript has 3 exons. Bases 1 to 957 code for a protein of 318 amino acids. The record is from RefSeq and is a predicted model, not a curated record.
AUGGAAGAAAAGAAAUACGCUGUGACGGUUUUCAUGGAUAUUCAGCAAGACUUCGACAGGGUGUGGAACAAAGGUCUACAAUCUAUUUGCACAUUACAUAAGUUCGUUUUCGAAGAAGAGGGAGACAGGAAUAAUCGCAAGCGUCUGCGAGAAUUUACUGGUUUCAAUUACGACGAAAAUGCCGCAGCCUACAUACGCAAAUGCACGUACAUUGAUGAACAUUUAAACGAGAGGGAUCUUACAUCAAUAUGCGUAGUUCUCGGAAUAAGUCAUGAUGUAGAAAACGCACCAGAACACAUAUAUCGGAAUUUGCAAUACGGCAACCUUCUCGCCUACGACGAAAAUGGACAAAACGAUGAAUCAGACGAGGAGAGCGAGAACGACGAAGACAACAAAUCAGAAGAAGAAAACCAAAUCGACGAAGGAAACAGUGCUCAUGGGAUAGGCAGAGACCGGAGGAAUACACAAGAUGAGACACCCCGUUUUGCCAUUAGUUUUCGGGACAUAGAGGAAUCAAUAAAACAAUUCGAUGGCGGUGAUGAAACUCCAAUAGAGAAAGCUACUAAGGAAAAGGCCAAAAAGAGCAAGGACAAAAAGGUGGAGAAGAAAAAAAAGGCGGAAAAGGAAAGAGAAAGGGAAAAGGAGAGGAAGAAAGCAGAGCAGGAGCAAGAAAAAGAGAAGCAGAGAAAGAGUAAAAAGGAAAAGGAGAAGGAUAAAAAGCGUGAGAAGGAGAAAAAGAAGGCUGCCAAAAAGAAAUCAAAGCGCAGAAGAAAAAGUCAAGAGAGCUCGGAUUCCAGCGGCAGUGAAGACAGCGAUAAGUCCUCCUCCGAAUCGUCGUCCUCGAAUUCUUCCAGUGAAGAAAGCGACGCUGAACCUCAGUCGAAGAUCAAUCGCCAGGAGAAUGUCCAAAAAAUAAGUUUCGAGGAAAGCAUCAAGAUAGUGAUGAAUUCAAUCUAG